UACAAAUGACGCUACAUGUACAGGACUAAAAAUUUCGACGACAAAAACUUACUAUGAUAAGCGACCAGCAGUGUUGUGGAGGCCGCCGCCCUGGACGCUGGAUCAUGGCUGACCCUCUCUCUGAGUUCUGCUCCCCUGAGGACCUUAAGAUAUUUGAACAGAAUUACAAUGAGGAAAUGUGUAAAGGGGUAAUAUCCAGCAAGACACAGUUUGAGUACGCCUGUUUCCUAGUUCGCAGCAAGUACCCAGCAGACAUCCAGCGAGGAGUAGUGCUCCUGGAAGAACUCUACAAGCGUCCAGAUGAAAUUGGCAAACGCGACUAUAUAUACUACCUGGCUAUUGGAAAUGCGCGGUUAAAGGAAUACCAGGUAGCACUUAAGUACUUGAAGGGGCUUCUACAAGUAGAACCAGGAAAUCGACAAGUUUUGGAGCUUGAAACUUGCAUUAAGAAAAGAAUGGAGAAAGAUGCUAUGAAAGGAGCAGCAAUAGCAGGUGGUGCCCUCCUUGGUCUUGGAGCGCUGGUGGGGCUCGGUGUGGCGCUGAGCAAGAGGCACUAAGCUUGUCCUCGUAACUUGAAUGUGAUCUCCAGCACUUGCCUAAGAUGGUUUGAAUCAAGUCUUUUUAUUUCACAUAAUUUAUGUAUAUAUAAUUCAGAAUGUGUGAUCUUGCUGUUGAAAUAAAUACUGAUAGUUUCAAACCCAUUCCAUGAUCCAUGUCAGUGGUUGAGGGAGAAUACAUCAUACUGUGUUUUAUUCUUUAAACAUGUGCUAGAUUACUGUAUAAAUACAAUUGGUCAAAAGUACCCUAAGGUUAGGAUGUAUUAUAAUAGGCAAUAAUGCUUUCAAAGAUAAUUUAUCAAGCAUUUUGUUGCAGUAUGUAUGUCCACUUGAUAAGCUUCCUAAGUUCCUCAGUCGACCACUGCAAACCAUUUGGUAUACGAUAGAUAGGGAAGACAAUAUAUGUAGAAGUCAAAAAUUAAAAGCUCUAAAUAGUUUGAGGUAUGACAAGUGUUUCACAAUUCUACACAACUCGUACAGUAUGUGCAUUACGACUUUAUAUUGGCACAUCAACGGCAUGUUUAAAUACCUGAACUCGUCACUGCUCUUCCUGGAUAUUAUUUAUAAAACUUGCUGGAGAGAAGUGAAUUAUCCUGAAUGAAUUUGGUUAUUGAUAUAAUGGGUAAUUAUCAUCUGUAAUAUCAACGACUAACUUUAUACAUAUAGAAAGGUUGUACAUGUAAAUCUGUUGAGCUCUAUCACUUAAGCUUUUGUGCACGAUCAAUGGUUUGAGGUUACAUCCAGAUGCUAAUAAGAAAUUGUGGUGGAUAUCAAUAUCUAUGCCAGACACCUUCAGCCUGAAAUGGAUUUACUGUGAUGUCGAAUUAGAUCAAGUUUGCAGCUUUCAAAAUAGUUUAUAAGUCAGUUUCCUAUUAUGUAACCAAAGAACAUUAGUUUUUCUAUUCUUUAUUUUGGGAUUUUCUUUACAAUCAGUUGUCACAUUGUCAGAGGUGAUUGCUUAAUGUUGUAGCAUUACUUUAAUUAAACAUGUCCCACGUUAAGAGUGUACACAAUGGAUUAUCCAGUACUGCUUUAUCACUUGUAUGUACUCUUAUGUUGGUCAUUUAUAAGGAACUUGUAAAAAUAUGCUUAUUAAAAAUCUUGUAUAGAUAACAUUUGGCUUAUGAAUAUAUACCAAUGGUGCGUGGUUGGUAUUGAAUCAGGCCAUGCUGAAGAUUAUACAAAGUUGGACUAUUCAAGUUGUACAAAACCUAUGGUAUAGUAUGGUAUAGCCUCCAAAGGAUACUUGAUCAACCAGGCUGUGACUCAUACGUCAGGCUGCGAGCAGCCGCGUCCAACAGCCUGGUUGAUCAGUCCGGCAACCAGGAGGCCUGGUCGACGACCGGGCCGCGGGGACGCUAAUCCCCGGAAGCACCUCAAGGUAAGGUAGCAUACAGUAUCAGCAUUUAUAUACUGUAUAUGCUAUAUUUUAAAAUAGGACAUAAAUGUGAAAUAUCAGAAUAUUAAGCAAUAUAUUAAUGAGCAAAGUUUGAACAUAUUUUACUUGCCUGUUGUAUUUAUACAUUAGUUCUAUAUCAUGUUAACCACUCAAGAACAUUAUCAUAGUUUUUUCUUUUUUUUCCUUCAUUCGAUACAUAGAUUUUUCUAAUUUGGAAGUAAAUAAUGACCACUCAAGUUGUCUUGCCCCUUGCACACCUCUAGUAUUUGGUAAUUCACUCCUUUUCUGCAGUAAAACAAAAGCAUUUAGGAUGACUGUAGGAGUUAUGCUGCAACAGUAUUGCUUAACCCAUUUUAAACCCACUCAUGAGCUUGUUUUCUGUUAUGAACACAUCUGAUGCAUGUACAUGUGAGAAUUUAAAAUCUAAAUGAAGCCACUAGUUAAUUUUUCAAAUGAAUAUAAUCAUUAUAGGAUCUCUUAGUACAGUUGGCUCCGUUCUCAAAUCAAAUUUGGGAUCCUAGGUCGGGCAAGUUUUCUUUUACCUAAUGCCUUUGUUCACCUAGCUCAGCAUUUGGUUCUUAGAUGAUGGUAUGCCCACAUUCCCUUCUGGAGAACAUCGGACAAAUUAGAGGGAGAGAGACAACUGAAGCCUCGGCUUUAACCAUUUCAAGAAUGAAAGUCUCCCUUAACCCAUACAUUAUAACUUUAUUACAAAUAUCUUGGCUGAGGUUCUGUAUUUGCCAUACUAUAUAAUUACAAUAUUAUAUACUGUAUAAUGGACAAAAUUAGAGUAAUUGGUAAAUUUGUACCAAGAUUUGUGCUGUUGAGCCCAUAUUGUGCUGUAUUUGAGGAAUACACGCAUGCAUUAGUGUGUGUAUCCUCAAAUGUAAUGAUGUAUAUUGAUGCACACAUUGCCAAUGCAUCUGUACUUGCAGGCAGCUUUGCUCAUUCAUUACUGUUGUAUUCCUUCUAUAGCACAUUUCUUUGUAUUUUAAGAUUUGCAUUAAAUGUCUAAAAUAUCCCCAGGCCACUUCACAUGUGUGCCCCUUUGUCUCUCGCAUUUUUUUUUUAGAACCAAGUAUAAUAAUAAAAAUAUUAACUGUA
Messenger RNA from Procambarus clarkii (red swamp crayfish), 3060 nucleotides. RefSeq names its product fission 1 protein. Gene Ontology annotation, biological process: autophagy of mitochondrion; mitochondrial fragmentation involved in apoptotic process; peroxisome fission. Lineage: Eukaryota; Metazoa; Arthropoda; Malacostraca; Decapoda; Cambaridae. The record is from RefSeq and is a predicted model, not a curated record. Gene Ontology annotation, cellular component: peroxisomal membrane; mitochondrial outer membrane. Gene Ontology annotation, molecular function: protein binding.